CUGGAUUCACUUAUACUCUGCAUAUGUCGACUUAAUCGGAAUUUACCUUUAUAUUUCAAAUAGAGAAGCCAUUUGUGGAAAGAGGGGAUCAUAUAUACACAUUUUACUUGGAGCCACGGGGUUUUUCCUGCAUUCCGAUGUUCUGAGAGUUCUGUGCUGGCUGGGUGUGUACCAGAUGACGCAGCAGCCAGGUGAGCGAUAAACCAAUGCUUCGAGACCUGCGUUGAGGUAGAACAACUGACUUGACUAUGGAAGAAGAUCAGAAGAACCCUAUCCUGAAAGAGGGAUUCCUUGUGAAACGGGGCCAUGUAGUUCACAACUGGAAGGCUCGCUGGUUUGUACUCUAUCCCGACCAGUUGCUCUACUAUAAAUAUGACGGAGGGAAGAGAGACUCCUCUCAACGCGGGAGGAUCAUGUUGACCGAUUGUAAAAUCUCUUGUCCGUUUCUGGAGUAUGACAACCGGCCGCUGGUGUUCAAACUGCAAACCAAGAGUUCUGCCGAGUACUUCCUGGAGGCGUGUUCUCGGGAGGAGCGUGACCAAUGGGCAGCGGAUAUCGGUGCAGCGGUGGAGAAGCUCCGCCCGGCUGACUCACCUACCCCGAGCCAGUCUAAAACCACUGGGCACCGGUCACUACAACUACACAGCGUCAGCCUGAACCAGGUAGUGGACUCCAUGUAUGAUGUCCACAGUGGCAUCAAGCUGACCAGCCACAACGAACAGGGAAGCUCCUACAGCAACUGCUUCUCAGGUUCUGCGGUGGUGGACUGGCUGGUGUUCAAUCAGCUGGCUCUGACCCGUGUAGAGGCUGUGACUCUGUCCUCGGCCGUCCUGGAGGAAGGUUUCCUACGCCCUGUAGGUCUGAGGAGUGUUGAGGCUCAGCGCAGCCAUGGACUCAGUGAGCAGUUCCUGGAUGACUCCACUGCUCUCUACAGCUUUUCAGAGAACUUUAAGAAAAGAGGCAGUGUGAAGGCUGAGACUUCCCUAUCAGCCAUGGAACUAAGUGGGAAAGUCCUGAAAAGGGGCUAUCUACUGAAACAGGGACACAAAAGAAAGAACUGGAAGGUUCGACUGUUUGUGCUGCGAUCAGAGCCAGGUUACCUCCACUACUAUGACCCCAGUAAGGAUGACAUCAGUCCCGUGGGCGGGUUGUCUCUCCGAGGCUGUCUGGUCUCUGCUCUGGACGACAACGGUGUUCCUUCAGGUGUGAAGGGUAAAGUCCAAGGUAACCUGUUGAAGAUCAUCACUCAGUUUGAUACUCACUACUACAUCCAGGCUCCCAGCAGACAGGAGAGGAUGGACUGGAUAGAAGCUAUCAGAGGACAGAGUUAAAUAAAGUCAAGCUUAUUACUUUAACGUAGUGUUUUAGGUGAGGCUGUUAUUGAUACAUCCAAAUCCAUACAGGUUUUUAAGCAAACUACAAUACAAAUCUUCUAGCGUAUAAGAAUAAAUUAUACAUUCUAUGAAUGUAACCAUACAAAGUUAACCGUUUGGAAUAAUGGUUUUAAAUCGUGUAAAUAGAUCAUUCAACAUGGUGUUGUUUUGAAUAUUAAAUAAAGCAUUUCCCCUGUGAGAAGGCC
Molecule: messenger RNA, 1579 nt
Organism: Oncorhynchus nerka (sockeye salmon)
Lineage: Eukaryota; Metazoa; Chordata; Actinopteri; Salmoniformes; Salmonidae
Gene: plek2
Product: pleckstrin 2
Exons: 9
Coding region: 249-1331 (360 amino acids)
Biological process (GO): intracellular signal transduction; actin cytoskeleton organization
Cellular component (GO): plasma membrane
Source: RefSeq, a predicted model, not a curated record